CCGUGAAUCGCUACGUGGCCCCAAAGCAAUAGUACAACGUGUAUACAUCUCGAGGGGAUGGGAUACAACACGUAUAGGGCCGCGCAGAUUGCAGCUGAUGAAACCGGGAGGCAUGGUAGGUGCAUACGUGUCGCUUCUGGAAAGCUCGAGUCGCGCGUAUCUCAUCUACCUUCUGCAGAGCGCGUUGCUCCCCACCAGGCGCAACUUGGCAACGAGCAGCCUCCGGUCGCCGAGUGGCGAGUCGCCCCCCGUAGCUAUAUAAACCGCGGCGCGCCGACUCUCCGCUAGUUUCAAGCUAGAAUCGAACCGCAUCGCUUGGCGAAUAUUCUCUGCUAAAGAGAGAAGAACAAACUUGCGAAUUAUACCUAUCGAAUCUCUGCAAGUUUCUCGAGAGAAGAGUUUAAAUCGAAGAAAGAUAAACAAGGAUGGUUUCGCCACUGCUACCACUGCUCCUGUCGGCGGCGUACUUUGGAGACGUCGACCGGCCGUCGAGUCGCCUGAUCGACCAGGACUUCGGCUUGGGCUUGCGCCCCGACCAGCUGGUCCUGUCCCGCUACGGCUACUACGUGCCGUCCGUCUACUACCGUCCAUGGGCCGAUCUGCUGCGCCAGGAGUCAGGCGACCGAGGCGUCUCCAGCAUAACCCUCGACAAGGAGGCCUUCAAGGUGACGCUGGACGUGCAGCAGUUCAAGCCCGAGGAGAUCGACGUUAAGGUCGUCGACAAGUUCAUCGUCGUCGAGGCGAAGCACGAGGAGAAGAAGGACGAGCACGGCCUGAUCUCCCGGCAGUUUGUGCGCAGGUACGUCAUCCCCGAGAACGUCGACGCCGAGCAGAUCAGCUCGACCAUCUCGUCGGACGGCGUGCUGACGAUCCAGGCGCCGGUGAAGGAAACGGAGCCGGAGCAAAAGAACGUCAGGAAGAUCAAAAUCGAGCUGACGGGCAAGCCGGCGCUCAAGCCCAAGGAGGACAAGCAGCAGGAGGAGAAGAAGGAGGAGACGACCUCGUCCUCGUCGACGACUGCCACUCCGGCGCAGGGCUCGACGACCGCCAAGAGCUAGACUGAUUUCCUCGCACAUUCCUGAAUGAUUAUAUUGCAUGAUUCCGCUAUUUAUUAUGAUUAUACCCGUACGCGACUGCGAUGUAUUUAAUUCAACUACUGCAUUUGAACUUUGUGAUUGAUGAGCGAGCGAUCUUCGACGCUGUGACUGAUACGUAUGACGUGUGUGAAAGCUGUGAUCUUGAAGUGUGAGUGUCGAAUGGUUGAAAAAUUAUUGUUAAGUCAUGAGAUUAGCAAUACUGGUUAUGUAGUCUGUGCCAGAUUUAUCAAGUCAAACUUGUUAGUUAAAUUUCGAAUGACAUGUCAUAGUCUUGCUCUAUAAGUAAUAUUUUGUAACAGUAAUUUUUAUAAUGAAUAAAUAAUUUCUUCACAGUAAA
This is a messenger RNA of Nasonia vitripennis (jewel wasp), 1434 nucleotides long. RefSeq names its product protein lethal(2)essential for life. The transcript has a single exon. Lineage: Eukaryota; Metazoa; Arthropoda; Insecta; Hymenoptera; Pteromalidae. The coding region runs from base 426 to 1058 and encodes 210 amino acids. Gene Ontology annotation, biological process: protein refolding; response to heat. Gene Ontology annotation, molecular function: protein folding chaperone. The record is from RefSeq and is a predicted model, not a curated record.